This is a messenger RNA of Rotaria sp. Silwood2, 411 nucleotides long. Lineage: Eukaryota; Metazoa; Rotifera; Eurotatoria; Philodinida; Philodinidae. The record is from the annotation of a GenBank genome assembly.
AUGACUGUUGAAGAAAGUCUUUUACCAGCAUUAUUCUGUAUGGCUGCAGCCGAAGGAGAUGUCGAACAAAUGGCUAAUUUACUUGAACAAUUUCCAGAAUUUCGUGCCGAUAGUGUUGACUACGAUUUUCGUUCGCUACACAUAAAAAAUCAAGAUUUAAGUUGGAUAAAACGAGAAGAUUGUUGGGGCUUCUCACCUAUUGAAGAAGCAUAUCAUUAUGGGUAUUAUGAAGUAGCAACUUAUUUAAUUGAAUGCGUAAAAAAUAAUCAAAAUUUAAUUUUAUCAAAUUCAAGACAAUAUUUAAAAAUGAAACCUGCUGUAAGAUCAAUGCGUCAAUGGAAAAAAGUUCUUCAUUUUGGUGCAUUAGCAUCAAAUAAUGAAGCCGAAUUAAUUGGAAAAAAUGUGUUUUGA